This is a messenger RNA of Closterium sp. Naga37s-1, 1326 nucleotides long. NCBI's taxonomy places the organism in Eukaryota, Viridiplantae, Streptophyta, Zygnematophyceae, Desmidiales, Closteriaceae. The record is from the annotation of a GenBank genome assembly.
AUGCACCCCACUUCCCCACAUUCUGCACCCCACUUCCCCACAUGCUGCACCCCACUUCCCCACAUGCAGCACCCCACUUCCCCACAUGCUGCACCCCACUUACCCACAUGCAGCACCCCACUUACCCACAUGCAGCACCCCACUUCCCCCCAUGCAUGCAGCACCCCACUUCCCCACAUGCAGCACCCCACUUCCCCCCAUGCAGCACCCCACUUCCCCACAUGCAGCACCCCACUUCCCCACAUGCAGCACCCCACUUCCCCACAUGCAGCAUCCCACUUCCCCACAUGCAGCACCCCACUUCCCCACAUGCAGCACCCCACUUACCCACAUGCAGCACCCCACUUCCCCACAUGCAGCACCCCACUUCCCCUCAUGCAGCACCCCACUUACCCACAUGCAGCACCCCACUUCCCCACAUGCAGCACCCCACUUCCCCCCAUGCAGCACCCCGCUUACCCACAUGCAGCACCCCACUUCCCCACAUGCAGCACCCCACUUCCCCCCAUGCAGCAGGCCACUUACCCACAUGCAGCACCCCACUUCCCCACAUGCAGCACCCCACUUCCCCACAUGCAGGACCCCACUUCCCCCCAUGCAGCACCCCACUUCCCCACAUGCAGCACCCCACUUACCCACAUGCAGCACCCCACUUCCCCCCAUGCAUGCAGCACCCCACUUCCCCACAUGCAGCACCCCACUUCCCCCCAUGCAGCACCCCACUUCACCACAUGCAGCACCCCACUUCCCCACAUGCAGCACCCCACUUCCCCACAUGCAGCACCCCACUUCCCCCCAUGCAGCACCCCACUUCCCCACAUGCAGCACCCCACUUCCCCACAUGCAGCACCCCACUUCCCCACAUGCAGCACCCCACUUCCCCCCAUGCAGCAGGCCACUUACCCACAUGCAGCACCCCACUUCCCCACAUGCAGCACCCCACUUCCCCACAUGCAGCACCCCACUUCCCCACAUGCAGCACCCCACUUCCCCACAUGCAGCACCCCACUUCCCCACAUGCAGCACCCCACUUCCCCACAUGCAGCACCCCACUUCCCCCCAUGCAGCACCCCACUUCCCCCCAUGCAGCACCCCACUUCCCCACAUCAUUUACAUCCCUCACCCACAUGCUCCAUCCCAUUUAACCAGAUGCUGCACCUCCCUUCCCCCAUUGCUACUCCGCUCCAAACCACUCCUUACACCCAUAUCAACCACGCCACAGGCUGCGGCACAGGGUCAUCCCAUCUUAACAGCAACGUCGAGCACGGUCUCCUUGCCCCAUGGUCAGGACAAGCUACUAGGGGCGGAUGUGUGGCGCAGCUAUAA